Molecule: messenger RNA, 925 nt
Organism: Punctularia strigosozonata HHB-11173 SS5
Lineage: Eukaryota; Fungi; Basidiomycota; Agaricomycetes; Corticiales; Punctulariaceae
Product: N-terminal nucleophile aminohydrolase
Exons: 5
Coding region: 56-823 (255 amino acids)
Biological process (GO): ubiquitin-dependent protein catabolic process
Cellular component (GO): proteasome core complex; proteasome core complex, alpha-subunit complex
Source: RefSeq, a predicted model, not a curated record
CCAGCUUCUCUCUUAGUUGUCGCUCUCGACCCUGUACUCGUGAAGAACACGCACAAUGGCUACCGAAGGUGGAGGCGCAUACAGCUUUUCCCUCACAACAUUCUCUCCGAGUGGCAAACUCGUGCAGAUAGAGCAUGCUCUGGCCGCGGUAUCUUCUGGAACCACAAGUCUCGGAAUUAAAGCAUCCAACGGCAUUGUCAUCGCUACGGAGAAGAAGACGCCCUCCAUCCUCAUCGACGACUCCAUGAUCGACAAGGUCUCGAUCAUAUGCCCCAACAUCGGUAUCGUGUACUCUGGCAUGGGCCCUGAUUUCCGAGUGCUCGUGGCGAAAGCGCGGAAGAGCGCACAAGCUUACUGGAAGCUAUACGGCGAAUACCCCCCGACGCGAGUAUUGACACAGGAGAUUGCCACGGUAGUGCAGGAAGCUACGCAAUCUGGAGGUGUGAGGCCGUACGGUGUUUCCCUCCUUGUUGCGGGAUGGGACAGCCAUCGGGGACCGUCCUUGUACCAAGUCGACCCCUCGGGCUCAUAUUGGGCGUGGAAGGCAAGCGCCAUCGGGAAAAACAUGGUCAACGCCAAAACAUUCCUCGAGAAGCGGUACAACGACGAUAUCAGUCUUGAAGAUGCCAUCCACACUGCCCUUCUCACACUCAAGGAAGGUUUUGAGGGCCAAAUGACGGAGAAGACGAUAGAAAUCGGUAUUGUCACGGUGCCCACCGCGGCGGACCUAGAGGCUGAACGCGCCAUCGGUGUCAAUGGUCGCCCAAAGCCUGCCUUCAGGAAGUUGACUGAAGAGGAGGUCCGGGACUACCUGGCUCUUUAGGUGGACUUUACUCGGUUUCUUGUAGCAUAUUUUGGGCGCAAUUGAGUUCGACUGAUGCUGUGUUCGAGUCAAGGCUGCCCGUUCCUUCCGCAUCAGUAUUCC